CGCUGCUGCGACCUCCAAGUGUUUUUCUCCUUGAGCGCGUCUGCUCGAUCGUGCGGGCAGUGUCACCAGGAGCUGCUACGGCACCGUACCGCAGGGCAGAACUGAAUUGCAGGCGCGAAGGAAGGGCGUUAAAAUCUACGCUUCCUGACGCCAGUGACCGAAGUUGACCUCGCCAGAGAGAUGGAGAAGAAGAUGACUUCGUCGCGAUACCGGAGUCGCAGCUCACGCCGCCACGCGCAGUCCAUGAUGCAUUGGAGCUGGCUGCACGCCACGGCCUACUCAUCGGUCAUCGUGGCGUCCGUAGCUUACAUGCACAGCCAACUCACGCUCUAUUUCAAGAGUAUCGACGCGCAACACGUGAAUGACGAACUUCUCUAUAGCCUGGCUACGGUCGCUACCAUCGGAAGCGAUCAGCUCGAUGGACUGCAUCUCCUGUUGUCAGAUAUGGCCUCCAGACUGCGUUGGAUGCUGGUGAUACUAUCGCUCGCUGUUUGGAUCAGUACACUCGUGGUUUCGCGCCGCUAUCACCUGCAUUCACCACUGCGCCGCGUCACCAAGCGUCUCGGUAUCUACAUGGAAAGAGUGCGCGAUUGGCGACGCAAACACACUAAGUCCCGGCCUACUUCACUCCACGACAAGCACCACCACCACCACCACCACCGAUCAAAGAACCGCACCGAGAGCGAUUUAGAAAUUGACGAAAACGACCUGCUGAUCGUAUCGUCGUUGUCUCCGGAGCCACGACUCCUUUCCAGCAUGGAGAGGCAAUCCCGCAGUGCCGCCAUUGGCAGUAGCAACGGAGAUGGCCACAUUCGCCGCAUGACUGAGGACAAAGGCGAAGGCAAGAUCGCUCGCUCCAAUAGUAAAGGUGACCUGGGCGGCAAAAUCGUGCUUCAUCCGCGAGAAGGCGCCCGGGGUGGACGACACGAGAGCAACCAGAUCAUCUCGGACGAUCCGUACGUGAGCCGGAUCCACUUCCAGAUCCAGUAUGACCCUAUGGAGAAGGAGUACUAUCUCCAGGACCUCGGCAGCACGACAGGAACAUUCGUAUUCCUCAAGCCGGACGCACCAAAGCGUCUGCAUGUGGACGACCGCGUGAAGUUGGGUGACACGGAAUUUGAAGUGUCGGCGAUCGAUGAAAACAUCACGACGGGCAUGCCGUUCUUGCGCAUCCGCUUCACCGAUGGUCCUCUUACUGGAAUCUGUCAGACCAUUGGCAAGACUUCCGUGACACUGGGUCGGCACUCGAGCAACGCGCUGUGCAUCACGGAGGACGACUCGAUCUCGGGCAGACAUAGCGUCAUCUCGUACUUUGGCAACGGCUUUUACAUCACGGACCUCCACAGUACGAAUGGCACAGCGAUGCGCCUCAGCGCCAGUGGCAAGAAGAGUCGUCGACGCUACCUUUUGCACGGCGACGUGUUCGGCGUGGGGUCCAACCGAUUCAUGGUGGAGUACUCGCACCAAUUAGCAGCGCAGCGUCGACUCGCCAAGCUCAUGCGGAAGGCUCGGGAGGAGGAUGAAGAUGACGCUGCUUCGGCUGCCGCAGACGCAUAGUUGUUAAGUAAAGGCAAUUUCCUAUUUAACGAUUAUUUACACGUGAGGUUGGACAAGUGAGCGUUGGCAUUGAGUUCGUUCAUCUGCACAAGUUCAUCUGAGUAAACCUCUAUAAUAUAGUUUAAGAA
This is a messenger RNA of Phytophthora nicotianae INRA-310, 1685 nucleotides long. RefSeq lists its product as hypothetical. Gene Ontology annotation, molecular function: mRNA binding; protein binding. Bases 181 to 1557 code for a protein of 458 amino acids. The record is from RefSeq and is a predicted model, not a curated record. The transcript has a single exon. NCBI's taxonomy places the organism in Eukaryota, Oomycota, Peronosporomycetes, Peronosporales, Peronosporaceae.